This is a messenger RNA of Acanthisitta chloris (rifleman), 908 nucleotides long. Its product is annotated as proto-oncogene tyrosine-protein kinase Yrk. The record is from RefSeq and is a predicted model, not a curated record. The annotation marks the transcript as partial. NCBI's taxonomy places the organism in Eukaryota, Metazoa, Chordata, Aves, Passeriformes, Acanthisittidae. Gene Ontology annotation, molecular function: non-membrane spanning protein tyrosine kinase activity; ATP binding; signaling receptor binding. Gene Ontology annotation, biological process: cell differentiation; innate immune response; integrin-mediated signaling pathway. Gene Ontology annotation, cellular component: extrinsic component of cytoplasmic side of plasma membrane. The transcript is spliced from 6 exons.
AGCGUGUGGCCGGGCUGUGCUGCCGCCUGGCCGUGCCGUGCCACAAGGGAACACCCAAACUGGCUGACCUCUCAGUCAAAACCAAAGAUGUGUGGGAGAUCCCCCGCGAGUCCCUCCAGCUCCUCAAGAAGCUGGGAAAUGGGCAGUUCGGGGAAGUCUGGAUGGGCACAUGGAAUGGCACCACAAAGGUGGCAGUGAAGACCCUGAAGCCAGGGACUAUGUCCCCUGAGGCCUUCCUGGAGGAGGCUCAGAUCAUGAAGAGGCUGAGGCAUGACAAGCUGGUGCAGCUCUAUGCUGUGGUGUCCGAGGAGCCCAUCUACAUCGUCACCGAGUUCAUGAGCCAGGGCAGCUUGUUGGAUUUCCUGAAGGACGGGGACGGUCGCUACCUGAAGCUGCCCCAGCUGGUGGAUAUGUCUGCCCAGGUACACGGGGGCUGGCACAGGGUGGGGAUGUCCCCCAGGGGUGUNNNNGCUGCCAACAUCCUGGUGGGAGACAACCUGGUGUGUAAGAUUGCUGACUUCGGCCUCGCUCGCCUCAUUGAGGAUGAUGAGUACACAGCACGGCAGGGUGCCAAGUUCCCCAUCAAGUGGACAGCUCCGGAGGCUGCACUUUAUGGGAGGUUCACCAUCAAGUCGGAUGUCUGGUCCUUUGGCAUCCUCCUGACUGAGCUGGUGACCAAAGGCCGAGUGCCCUACCCAGGGAUGAACAACCGGGAGGUGCUGGAGCAGGUGGAGCGAGGGUACCGCAUGCAGUGCCCGGGGAACUGCCCCCAGUCCCUGCACGAGGUGAUGGUGCAGUGCUGGAAGAGGGAGCCCGAGGAGCGUCCCACCUUUGAGUACCUCCAGUCCUUCCUCGAGGACUACUUCACUGCCACCGAGCCCCAGUACCAGCCAGGGGACAACCAGUGA